Molecule: messenger RNA, 3962 nt
Organism: Paramacrobiotus metropolitanus
Lineage: Eukaryota; Metazoa; Tardigrada; Eutardigrada; Parachela; Macrobiotidae
Product: exportin-5-like
Exons: 3
Coding region: 262-3753 (1163 amino acids)
Biological process (GO): RNA export from nucleus; protein export from nucleus
Cellular component (GO): cytoplasm; RNA nuclear export complex; nucleus
Molecular function (GO): nuclear export signal receptor activity; RNA binding
Source: RefSeq, a predicted model, not a curated record
UUCAGUUGUUAUCAGUUUAUUCCACUAAUUACCGAAGUUGUUAUUUUCAUGUUCCAGAGAUUUUCUUGUUAAACUUGCAUCAUAACUUGGAUAGUUUCAAAAUAGUAAAGUCAUCUUUUGUGUUUUGAUGGGUAAUGGUAAAAUACUAAUAUGAGCCCGCGAUAAGCGUCCGUUGACUACUUGCGCUUUCAUGUGCCUGACACUGACAGUGCCUGUAGAAUUUGCCGUGCGAACGAGUUGAGAAUCUGCAGACUUCUCAACAUGGACGCUGCAGCUCAAGAAAUCCAACAGAUAAUGCGCAUUAUUUCCAUGAUGGGCGAUCCAUCCGUGCCCAAUGCCGAGAGAAUGCAGGCAUACCAGGCUUGUGAAGAAAUGAAGAAAUUGCUGUCCUCUCACCAGAAAACCGACCUAGGAUUCCGCAUCGCCACCAGCGCCGACAUCGGUGCCAACCCCGUUCUUCGGCGUUUCGGGUUGCAGCUGAUCGAAGACGUCGUGAAGUACAGCUGGAACGAUCUUGACCAACCGGACAAAGUGUUCGUCAAAGACAUCACGAUUCAGUUGAUCACCAGACUGGGGAGCGAUUCAGUCGAUGGGUACAUUUCGGAUGGCAUCGCCAAGAUUCUCGUGGAAAUCGUCAAACGUGAAUGGCCACAGCAUUGGCCGUCCAUGCUGCAAGAAGUGGAGCUGCUGUGUGCACAAGGCCCCAACCAGCUGUAUGUGAUUAUUCUCAUGUUUCACCGUUUGGUGGAGGAUUUACUGCAGUUCCAUAGUUUAUCUCCGGCACGGCACAAAGAAGUCUCGGAGGCCUUCACCAGUAUGCUGCCGGAUUUCAUUGCGUUCCUCGUGCGCUGCCUGCAGCAGAACGACCACUCCGCCACCAUCGGAGUACUGCGCGUCUGCGCGGUUUUGGGUGAAUCGGCUCAGGUGAAAUUUUUGUGGGAAGGCGAAGGCAUGCUGUUCGAUGAAGUAUUCUCAAACACCAUUAAUCAGGCAUUUUGCCAAGCCGAAGUGAUGGAAUUUCUCGAUUGCGUGUUGGAUAGAAAAUAUUCGAAAAAAGAGGAUAUCCACAUGGUGUUGCGCCUGUUUUCGGAGGAUAAAUGGUUUAGUAUGCUAGUAAAAAUGCUGGCAUAUUAUACGGAACAAAACGUGGACGAUGCGGAUUUAUCCAAAAAAGUCUGCUCAGUGUUUUCACUGAUCGCUGUGAAAUUGGCUACCGUCCCCGAUUUGCCCGUGUAUCUUGCGCAGUACAAGGCAAAUUUUCAGAAGUAUGUGGAAAUGUUGCUGCAGCUAGUGCAGAAUGGCAGUCCGGUAAUCUGCGGUUUGGCGUUGAGCGGAUGGCUGCCCUUAUGGAGCAAUGGGGUACUGAAAACUCAACCGGAAGUGCAAGCGAGUGCGCUGAUUUUGUUGCAGCAGUGUUCGCGAUUAGCGUUGAUACAUAAGUUUAGUGAAGAGCCAUGGAUUAAACAGGAAUUCGGCGAUCAGGAAAGCUUGUUUCGGGAAUUUUUGAUUGGAUUACGGGUGAAAAUUGGAGAUAUAAUUCGAAAAAUCAGUGGCGUUUUUCCGAAGGAAGCGCUGGAUUUUUCCUUUGGACUGGUCACUUCUCUGGUGUGCAAACAGGAAUCCGACAAAAACAAGUGGUCCGCUGUUCUGACACUUUUGGACGGAACAACCAGAAAUGUGCCUGACGACAUUAAGACUAGCCAUCGUCAAGGCGCUUUCCAGCUUAUUCUUCAGUUAACCGAAAUGGACAAAAGCAACAUGAAAGAACUGCCAGAUGCUGGAUUAACGUCACUUCGACUGAGUCUUGUUUCAAAACUCGUUACGGCAUUUGUUCCCAAUCCACCACCUCAGGACGAAUCCGCUUCCCUCGACAUGGUGGUUAAAGUGCUCGAUCAUGACCUCCUCCUCUUGACAUCCACUGUAAUCGAUCAGACGUCGAAUGUUCGACACGAAGCCAAGGAGGACCUUCACAUACAUGCCCGCAACUUGUUUACGUCGUUAAGUCGUGUGCUGACCAAGCAGCUGCUGCAACGCUAUGACGAUCUGGUCAAUACUGUGCGCCGGCUGUUUGAUCCUGUACAUCGCCUGUCGACCGAUGAUCAGUGCGUCCUGUUAGACGGUCUUAUUACCGUCACCAAAAACUGUCAAGAUGAAGCGAAAAAAAGUCAGCUGAUCCGAGAAAUCCAGGCAGCCGUUGUGCCGUUUUGGUUAUCGGAAGAAUUUUGCCGGGCCAUCUCCUCCGCAGGGAAUUUUGCAGUAUUUUUUGGAUUGGAUAAACUGUCGGAUACCACAUUCCAAGACAGCGAAAUGGUUAUCCGAAGGAAUCAAAUUUUAUUCUGCUCCCGCGUUAUUGCGUCCACGUGCAUGCAUAUGAAUUGCAGUGCAAGUGAUCUGAAGCCGUUCCUAGAGAACAAUUUCUCUGUUAUUCGCUGCAUUCUUGAGUUGCAUUCUCCGAAGUUAACGGAUUCCAUCUUAAGGACCAACCAGACCAUGCUCAGUUUACCUGAAGGCGAAGUGCAGACUGUAUUAAAACCCGUUUUUGUUGAUUACUCCUCGCAUAAAUCUGUUCCCGUCUACGUACGCCGAAUUCAGAAUUGGCUGUUCUCUGUGUUCGAGAGUGUCUGCCGAAUCGUCGGAUUUGCCGGGCGAAGUAACGGCGGCGAAUUGUACGAAAUUCCAGAUUUUCGUUUAUCCUUGGAAAAUUCAGUUUUCCAUUCCGUCUGCGCCGGAUAUGUUCCACUAUUUCGUGUGCGAACAUUGGUCCGAGAAUUGCUUGCUCAUUAUAUUCGCAGUUGCCCCACUUCGUUGUUCCACACCGCCUUGAUUCCGGUCCUUAAGCUGCUUUGUCCUGUCGUAAGCAAUAUUUUGAACGUGUCAUGGAACUCUCUGGACACUGAAAGUGAUGAGAAAUUGGAAAUUCUCCUGACAGUGCUGUUGCGGGCUUUCACCAAAGAUUACUGCGCGCUCAUCCUUCAGAGAAUCUUAUGUGAUCAACACAGAGCUUCCGACGACAAUUCCAGUGUGGCUGAAGUGCAGGACACCGAAAUGAUGGAAGAUGAGUCCUCCGACAACGAGGAAGGAAACACCAAACCACAAGCGGCGAAAGCGCCGAAAAAGAACGCUGAUGAAAUUUCUCCACUUGGCCUUCUCUCUUUGCAGGACCCCGUUGUUGCCAAUGCGUUACUGAUGACGGUCUUCAAUGGAUUGUGGUGGCCUGAUAGUGAACUGUCAUUGAUUUUUGGUCGAUUAGCGCACCUCCUAAUUCCUGUAUCCGUUCGGAAGGAAAACAUUCUGAUUACUCCUAGCGGAGCCGAUUAUAUAAUUCGCUGUAUUUUGGCUGCGCUUAGAGCGCAUGGUCAGCACGAAGCCAAUCAGCUGAUCCUCAUUAAUUUAGGACUUUCCGUAUAUUACUUUUUGAAGCCGAUUCUGCCUGUGGAAGUUGAAGCUGGAUUCCGAUCCGAUGCUCUGCCAGAUCCCAAACUGGAGCAGGCUUUCAAACAGCUAGACAAGAUGCUAUUUGAAAAGGCUGACAGCAACAACAAUUUAUUUGCCAAACCGAAACGAGAGGCAUUCAAGCGUUUGGUGAACAGCCACAUUGGUAAGCCUUUAAGUCAACUGGAAAAGGUUGAGAUUUUGAUGCCGCGACUGGAACCGAAAUUCAAAAAUCGUUCAAAGAAUGUGGAAUCUUUUGGCGCCGAUGCUGUAAAUUCGGACUUGAAUCUGCCUAGUUUAUUUCUUAACCAAGCGAAGUGAUAAAAUUCUUCCAUGCACAUCUCUCCAUUGUUUUUUAUUUUGAUCACAGGAUCCGUACUGUAUGUCUGUAUCUAUCUUAUAACCGUGCUUGGGCCUUGUGCGAGUGGGCCGUGCUUGGGCCUUGUGCGAGUAAUGGUAAGUGAGUUUUCAAUAAUUUUUUUUAAAUUUGUGAUUGUUUUGUUGCAAAUUCUAAGUAAAGACGGAAAGCC